UGUUGUACAUGUUUUGCAGGUAUUGUCGGUGAUGAAGGAGGUCACAAUAAUGAAGUUGGUUACUACAUUUGGACGCACAAGAAGUUGGAUAUGGGUUACAAUGGAAAGCAUAUAGUUGACGUCAACCUCACAUCUGAAAAUAAAGUCAAGCUGGAGUUGAAUGCUUUCAUUCCCUUCACCUAUGAAGUCAAUUGGUAUCGGUCUAACACCAAAUUUGAGGACCGAUUUGAUAAAUAUCUCGACCCGAAUUUCUUCCAGCACAGAAUUCAUUGGUUCAGUAUAUUCAACAGCUUCAUGAUGGUAAUUUUCCUGGUUGGAUUGGUGUCCAUGAUUCUUAUGAGAACUUUGCGGAAAGAUUAUGCACGUUACAGCAAAGAUGAAGAGUUGGAUGACAUGGUAAGACUUAUGACAUCUGCUUUUACUCUUAUUAGAAUAGAAUAAGUUUUAUUGUAACCG
Nilaparvata lugens (brown planthopper) is the source of this 456-nucleotide messenger RNA. Its product is annotated as transmembrane 9 superfamily member 3-like. The record is from RefSeq and is a predicted model, not a curated record. The transcript has 2 exons. Bases 91 to 441 code for a protein of 116 amino acids. Gene Ontology annotation, biological process: protein localization to membrane. NCBI's taxonomy places the organism in Eukaryota, Metazoa, Arthropoda, Insecta, Hemiptera, Delphacidae. Gene Ontology annotation, cellular component: membrane.